AUGGCUAAUUAUAAUACAAAAAAUACAAAAAUAACUUCUUCUGAUGGACAACAACAAAGAAAAGCAGAACUUGAAAGACGCCGUUCAAUUCGAACAAUUAUUGCUAGUUAUGAGGCUGAAGAAGAAGCAUUUUUAAAAGAAUUGGAGAAAAUGCAAGCAGAAUGUGAAGAAGAAAAUUUAACUAAAUUAAAUAAUCUAACAUUAAAUUCCUCUAAUGAAAAACAAAAAUUAAUAGAAAAUGAGGAACAACAACCAGCGAUAAUGCUCGGUUUUGUUUUUGAAAUUAUUAAAAAAAAUAUUGGGUAUUUUUCUGUUAUGCCCGCAAAUUCUUGGCUGUCUUUCAAUUUUUAUAUCUUCCGUUUUGUUCGUCGAUCUAAGCAGAAUUGUAUCUCACUAUCUAUGGUCGGAAAUGCCUGCGGAUCGAAAUACAGGCAACCGAAAAUUUAA
Molecule: messenger RNA, 447 nt
Organism: Meloidogyne enterolobii
Lineage: Eukaryota; Metazoa; Nematoda; Chromadorea; Rhabditida; Meloidogynidae
Source: the annotation of a GenBank genome assembly